AUGUCAGCAAGAGCCAACUCACGGGACAGCAUGAAAGUAUUGAACACGUGUAGUGCCAACGGGGACAAGCCGGUGUUUGUGAGAGGAGUUGACCCUGCAGCUGGAGUCACCUCACCCCGCAUUCUCGAGAGCGGGCAACGUCAAUGGAAGGGAAAAUUUGGGCAUGUGAUUCAUACCGAAGAAAUCCUUCCUUUAAAGCUCAAAGACCCCUCGAAAAAAUACCGCAAAUUCACGCCCCUCCACCUGCCCAACCGCCAAUGGCCCUCCAAAGCCCUCGACAAAGUGCCCCGCUGGCUCGCGACCGACCUGCGCGACGGCAACCAAUCCCUCGUCGACCCCAUGGACGGCGAGCAGAAAUGGCGCUACUUCCAGCUGCUCGUCCAGUUGGGGUACAAGGAGAUUGAGAUCUCGUAUCCCUCGUCCGGCGCGACGGAUUUUGAUUUCACGAGAAGGUUGGUCAGUACGGAGGGCGUGGUGCCGGGGGAUGUGUGGUUGCAGGUUCUCAGUCCUUGUAGGAAGGAGUUGAUCAAAAGGACGGUGGAGAGUUUGAAGGGCGCGAAAAAGGCGAUUCUGCAUUUGUAUGUCGCGACGAGUCCGUGUUUUCAGCAGGUGGUGUUUGGGGCGUCGAAUGCGGAGCAGAUCGCGCUGGCGGUCGAGUGUACGAAAUACGCGAGGAGCAUUACGAAAGAUGACCCCGAGAGUGGGGUGGAGGAGUGGUUGUACGAGUUCUCGCCCGAGACGUUCUCGGAUUCCGACCCGGAUUUUGUCAUUGAGCUGUGCGAGGCUGUGAAGGCGGCGUGGGGACCAAGUGAGAAGGAGAAGAUUAUCUUCAAUCUGCCGGCGACGGUGGAGAUGAGCACGCCGAACGUCUACGCGGAUCAGAUUGAGUACUUUUGCACCAAGAUGAGCGAGAGGGAGAAAAUGUGCGUGUCCCUGCACCCGCACAAUGACCGCGGGUGUGCGGUGGCAGCGGCGGAGCUCGCGCAGAUGGCGGGCGCGGAUCGUGUGGAGGGGACGUUGUUCGGGAACGGCGAGCGGACGGGGAAUGUGGAUUUGGUCACGCUGGCGCUGAAUCUGUACACGCAGGGCAUCCACCCGGGGGUGGACUUCAGCGACAUCAACUCCGUGAUUGAGAUUGUGGAGAAGAGCAAUAAAAUCCCCGUGCAUCCGCGCGCGCCUUAUGGCGGGGAGCUGGUGUGUUGUGCGUUCUCGGGCAGUCAUCAGGAUGCGAUCAAGAAGGGUUUCAACGCGCGGAAGGCCGAGGGGCUGGGCAAAGACGACCCCUGGCGCAUGCCGUACUUGCCUCUGGACCCCCAGGAUAUCGGACGGAACUACGAGGCUAUCAUCCGCGUCAACAGCCAGAGCGGCAAAGGCGGCGUGGCAUGGAUCAUCAUGCGCCAGCUCGAACUCGACUUGCCGCGAGGGCUGCAAGUGGCUUUUAGCAAGAUCGUGCAGAAGGAAACGGAUAUGCUGGGGAGGGAGUUGCAGCCGACGGAGAUCAAAGACCUCUUCGUCGACGCCUAUCAUCUCCAGCGCAACCCCCGCUUCCACUUAGUCGACUACGACAUCACCGCCGACCGCUCCGCGUCCCCCGCCCCUCCCCCCGCCGAUGGCGAGCGGAAGACGUCGUCCUCGACGAAUCUGCGCCGGAAAUUCAGCGGCGUGAUCGAUAUCGACGGCACCGAGCACGAUAUCGUGGGGACCGGCAACGGUGCUCUCUCCUCUCUGGCCAACGCGCUCAAGACGCUGGGGAUUGACUUGGAUGUGGCGGAUUACAAAGAACACUCCAUCGGCGCCGGACGCGAGACGAAAGCGGCGACGUACAUCGAGUGCACGGCGGCGAACUCGGCGCAGAAGGUGUGGGGCGUGGGCGUGCAUCAGGACGUGGUGCAGGCGAGUUUGAUUGCGCUGUUGAGUGCGGCGAGUUCGUUCCUGAGCUCGAGGCCUUCGACGCCUAACCCUUUUCGGCCUAAGCGGUCGAAUACGCAGAGUUUGAGCCCCGGAGCGGCUUUGGAUGGGAUCAAGGAGAGUGCGAAGGGGGCGCCGGUGGCGGGGGAGGAUGUCAGGGAUGGGGCGAAGGUUGUGGCGGGGUUGGAGGAGAAGGCGGAGAAGGGGGAGGGAGGGGUCAAUGGGCAUGCUUCGUGA
Molecule: messenger RNA, 2145 nt
Organism: Saxophila tyrrhenica
Lineage: Eukaryota; Fungi; Ascomycota; Dothideomycetes; Mycosphaerellales; Extremaceae
Gene: LEU4
Product: 2-isopropylmalate synthase (Alpha-isopropylmalate synthase) (Alpha-IPM synthetase)
Exons: 3
Coding region: 1-2145 (714 amino acids)
Biological process (GO): L-leucine biosynthetic process
Cellular component (GO): mitochondrion
Molecular function (GO): 2-isopropylmalate synthase activity
Source: RefSeq, a predicted model, not a curated record